AUGAACACCACCACCACCGCCGACCCUCGUAUGGCCGCUGCCACUAACCCUGGCAUCCACGCCUUUCUCCUCCCCGCCACAGAGCGGGUUUCCCCACCGCAUACCUCGGGCCUCGCUGGCCCAACUGCUUGUGCGUCGCUUGUCUCGCCGCCGGUGCUGCUGGACGUGUCGCAUGACAGCCUCGAUCGAGAGGGUCCUGGUCGAGGUCCUGACGGGAAUAUGCCUCUGUGUCCUGGACUGGUUGCCCGUGACAACCAGGGGAGCAAGCCUGCUGGCCUGUUGACCUCCCAGGACCCGUCGGGCUCUGCGCCGUCGCCGCCGUGCGCGACACAUUCUGGUCCAUUGCCACAGGACGGAAAGUCGGUCGUUCCUCCCCCCCACGAACCAAUCAGCGAGCAGAAUGCUCAAAUAUUGAACACAGCUUCCAACCUUGGUCACUCCCGCGUGACGAUCGACCUUGACAAUGCUGGGCAGUUCCCUCCUCUGUCAGGGCGCACGAAAUCAUCGAAAUUCAAGAACGUCCUCACUCGGCCGUCAAACGCCAUGGUGGAGAAACUCCUGGCUCUCGCCCAGGAUGAAACCUGUGACGAUGACUCACUUCUGCGUGCCAUUGCGGAGGCCACACCGUACAAGCAAAAGGUGGGGAAGGCCACCUUCUGGGUUGAAACUGCCCCGUGGGGGUGA
Molecule: messenger RNA, 684 nt
Organism: Aphanomyces astaci
Lineage: Eukaryota; Oomycota; Saprolegniomycetes; Saprolegniales; Verrucalvaceae
Exons: 3
Coding region: 1-684 (227 amino acids)
Source: RefSeq, a predicted model, not a curated record